Molecule: messenger RNA, 1914 nt
Organism: Cricetulus griseus (Chinese hamster)
Lineage: Eukaryota; Metazoa; Chordata; Mammalia; Rodentia; Cricetidae
Source: RefSeq, a predicted model, not a curated record
UUGGUAGGAUUCUUUCUGUCCUUUGCAGUUAUGGCUCGUACAAAGCAAACUGCCCGCAAGUCCACCGGCGGCAAAGCCCCUCGCAAGCAGUUGGCCACCAAGGCUGCCCGCAAGAGCGCCCCGGCCACCGGCGGCGUGAAGAAGCCUCACCGCUACCGGCCCGGCACCGUGGCUCUGCGCGAGAUCCGGCGCUACCAGAAGUCCACCGAGCUGCUGAUCCGCAAGCUGCCGUUCCAGCGCCUGGUGCGCGAGAUCGCUCAGGACUUCAAGACCGACCUGCGCUUCCAGAGCUCGGCCGUCAUGGCGCUGCAGGAGGCCUGUGAGGCCUACCUGGUUGGUCUGUUUGAGGACACCAACCUGUGUGCCAUCCACGCCAAGCGAGUCACCAUCAUGCCCAAGGACAUCCAGCUGGCCCGCCGCAUCCGCGGGGAGAGGGCAUGGCGCUCACUUGGAGCUGGUGUACUUGGUGACGGCCUUGGUGCCCUCGGACACCGCGUGCUUGGCCAGCUCCCCGGGCAGCAGCAGACGCACGGCCGUCUGGAUCUCCCGGGACGUGAUGGUCGAGCGCUUGUUGUAAUGCGCCAGGCGAGAAGCCUCGCCCGCGAUGCGCUCGAAGAUGUCGUUGACGAACGAGUUCAUGAUGCCCAUGGCCUUGGAGGAGAUGCCGGUGUCGGGGUGAACCUGCACCUUGUACACGUUUCUCCUUUUACUCCAAUAAUGGCUCGAACUAAGCAGACCGCUCGCAAGUCCACCGGCGGCAAGGCCCCGCGCAAGCAGUUGGCCACCAAGGCUGCCCGCAAGAGCGCCCCGGCCACCGGCGGCGUGAAGAAGCCUCACCGCUACCGGCCCGGCACCGUGGCUCUGCGCGAGAUCCGGCGCUACCAGAAGUCCACCGAGCUGCUGAUCCGCAAGCUGCCGUUCCAGCGCCUGGUGCGCGAGAUCGCUCAGGACUUCAAGACCGACCUGCGCUUCCAGAGCUCGGCCGUCAUGGCGCUGCAGGAGGCCAGCGAGGCCUACCUGGUGGGUCUGUUUGAGGACACCAACCUGUGCGCCAUCCACGCCAAGCGAGUCACCAUCAUGCCCAAAGACAUCCAGCUGGCCCGCCGUAUCCGCGGCGAGAGGGCGUAAUUUUGAUUUUCAAAUUGGACAAACACAAAGGCUCUUUUCAGAGCCACCUACAAGUUUCUAUGUAAAGGGCUGCUACAAAGUACCAUGUUUGAACUAACUAGAUUUUACGUUCUUAAAUUUAUGAUAUUUUGUGUCCUGUUUGCCUCCUAAAAAUUGACAGUAAAAGUGGAGUUAGGUCUGGAGUGCAGUAGGGUCGUAGCAUUUUUCUCAAUUCAAGUAUAUUGUGCUCCUGUAUAUCUAUAAUUCUAGAUCUUGGGUGGGUGAGGUAGUAUCAGCUGAAGAAGAGUCUCAACAAGACGGCCACCUCACGUGCACCUCUAACUUCCUAAUACCUUGUCUUUAAGAGAAUGGGGUUUCAGGUAUAGUUGAAAUUUAAAGCAGACUUUAAUAAUAAAGUAGCCAGACAAUAACAUUUAAUUGGAUUAUGGCUCCUAAGGGUAUCAGAUUUUAACAGAAAACUGAAUUGGAUUGUAUAUUCCUUUUUCUUUUAAACCUUAUUUUGUUUUGGAAAUUAUAUGGAAAGUUCCCAUAUUCUUGGGAGUUACAUGUUGAAAUAUUCAGGGAUAAAGUUUGAUGUUGUAUGAAGUUUACUUUCUAAGGCUUCAGACCAUUAAGUUUCUCUCUCUCUCUCUCUCUCUCUCUCUCUCUCUCUCACACACACACACACACACACACAAUUACAGUUGUUGCUGGUGGUAGAUGAUAAAAUUAUGUCUAAUUUCAUUCUGUAUUUUUAUUAAAAAUUGUGGGAAAUUAAAUGGAUAAUAAAAUUAUGUUAGAGACCCU